AUGGCCUGGUGGCAUCCGGCCGUUGGCAGCGCAGCGCUGGCGACCGGCCUGGUGCUGUGGCAGGUGCAACGACGGGAAUGGUCCGAGAGCCACACAUGGCGCAGCGCCGUGCAGCAGUACAUGCUGUACACACCGAUGAGGUACCUUGGAGAGCUGCGGCUACGUCAAGUGCUGUAUGAUGCCUCGCGAGCGGAAGCAGUGCAGAAGGACUUGUUGCAGAAGCUGCUGAAGCGACACCAGGAAACAGCUUACGGCGCCCAUGCACAGCUGCGCUCCAUUAAUUCCUGGGAAGCAUACCGUCGAGCGCAGCCAAUUACGCAAUACUCCGACUACACGGCCCACCUGCACCGCAUCCACCGCGGUGAGCCUGACGUGCUGAGCCCCGGGCCUGCGCCGCGGCUGGCCAUGACCUCGGCCACUGCGGGGGAACCAAAGUUUCUGCCGGAGGCGAUGGAUCUGGGGCAGACCUUCCACCGCAGGGGCGGCCUGGUGGCCCUGGCCGUGCUUCAUCGAUAUUUCCCGGAAGCCACGGAGACGCUGCAGAGGAGUUUGAAGUUGGCCUUCAGGGCGCAGAAACUUCAGCUGGAUUCAGGUGUGGUGUUGGGCUGCAAGCGAGCACCGGACAGCCCCAACUUCGAUCGGCUGCUCUGUGCUUAUUCAAGCCCCAAGGCGGCGUACGACAUCAUGCACGAGCCAGAUGCCAUGUACGCGCAUGUGCUAUUUGCCCUGAAAGAUCGAGAUUUGGGGAUGUUGGAAGCAAACUUUGCUUCGAACAUCUGCGACUUUUUUGAUUUUUUGAGGGAUCACAGUGAGAGCCUGGCUUCGGAUUUGGAGCAGGGCCGCAUUUGGUCCACUGAAGCACCGGAGAAGCCUGUCUCCAAGGACCUCCUCGUUGCCCUCAGCCGCGCCCUGACCUCCGACGGCGGCGCCGCCCGGGCCGCCGCGCUGCGGUCCGCGGUGCGCGGCGACGGCGACUUUUCGGCCCGAGAGCUGUGGCCCAAGCUGCGGCUGGUGGUCACGGUGACGGGGGGAAACUUUGAAGCAGCCAGCUGCAGGCUGCGCCGCUUGCUGGGAGAUGUGCCCAUCUACUCACCGUUCUAUGCUGCAACUGAAGGAUUGCUUGGUGUGAACAUUGCUCCGGACCAGGCUGAGGAUUCAUCCAUGCAGGCCACCCCCAGCUAUCUCCUGGACGCUGGCAGCAUGGUCAUGGAACUUCUACCGCUGCAAUGGUCGCAGUGCCCCACCGGAGAAAUCCCGCGAGAGGCUCCGAUUCCGGUGUGGGAUGGGGAUGUCGACCACAGCUACGAGCUCAUCCUCACCACGCGCGGAGGUCUCUGUCGCUAUCGCAUCGGUGACGUGGUGAGGAUCGCUGGGAAGGUGGGGCAAAUGCCCCUGGUGGAACUGCAGGGCCGCGCCGGGAAGUGCUUCAAGCUCUGCGGCAAAGAUCUGCCCGAGUUUCACUUCGUCCGCGCUUUGGCCCGGAGCCCCGUAGCGGCCAAAGUGCGCGGAGCGAUGGUGGUGGAGACGGGUGCGGAUGAGCGGCUGCACAUUUGCAUUGAGGAGGACCUGGGGCAAGUCGUCACCCCCGGCGACCUCAACGACCUGCACGCCCGCCUGGGCGCCGCGGAGCCCUUCCAGCUGCACCGGCUGCAGCGCGGGGCGCUGGAGGCGUUGCGGAGGAGAUGGCUGGAGGAGUGGACGCAGCAGCCACCGAUCAGCUGGAGUCAGGUCAAGAUGCCGGUGGUGUUGAAGGGCCACCUGGCAGAAGAGCUGCUGAAGAUGGACGAGCCGAAGGUCCAAAGCUAG
Messenger RNA from Cladocopium goreaui, 1806 nucleotides. NCBI's taxonomy places the organism in Eukaryota, Dinophyceae, Suessiales, Symbiodiniaceae. The record is from the annotation of a GenBank genome assembly.